GCGAGCGUUCACGGUAUCCUCGUGACAGUCCUCGGGUCAAAGAGCUGUUCACACGCCGGAAUUGUUUUCUCCCGCGACCAAGUGGAGACAGCGAUGAGGCAAGCACAUCGGGAAGGUGGUGAUCCG
Gryllus bimaculatus (two-spotted cricket) is the source of this 126-nucleotide messenger RNA. The record is from the annotation of a GenBank genome assembly. Lineage: Eukaryota; Metazoa; Arthropoda; Insecta; Orthoptera; Gryllidae.